Ochotona curzoniae (black-lipped pika) is the source of this 2058-nucleotide messenger RNA. It is a transcript of the gene SLC34A2, whose product is annotated as solute carrier family 34 member 2. The record is from RefSeq and is a predicted model, not a curated record. Gene Ontology annotation, molecular function: sodium:phosphate symporter activity. Gene Ontology annotation, biological process: sodium-dependent phosphate transport; intracellular phosphate ion homeostasis. The transcript is spliced from 12 exons. Gene Ontology annotation, cellular component: apical plasma membrane; brush border; vesicle. The coding region runs from base 1 to 2058 and encodes 685 amino acids. Lineage: Eukaryota; Metazoa; Chordata; Mammalia; Lagomorpha; Ochotonidae.
AUGGCCCCUUGGCCUGAGUCGGAAAAUGCACAGUCCGACCCUAACAAGUAUAUCGAGGGGGCUGCAGAUCAACAGCCCGCUCCACCAACCAAAGACAAAGACAAAAGUGAUAGCAAUGCUCCCUCAACCAAGAUCGAGCUCUUGCCAUCCUACUCCACUGUGGCGCUGAUAGAAGAACCUGCCGAGGACAAUGACCCCUGGAACCUGCCUGAGCUCCAAGACACGGGGAUCAAGUGGUCAGACCGAGACACCAAAGGGAAGAUUUUCUGUGUCCUCCAAGGAAUUGGGAAGUUUCUUAUGCUCCUGGGAUUUCUCUACUUGUUCGUGUGCUCCCUGGAUGUCCUCAGCAGUGCCUUCCAGCUGGUUGGAGGAAAGGUGGCCGGACAGUUCUUCAGCAACAACUCCAUCAUGUCUAACCCCUUGUCGGGGCUGGUGAUCGGCGUGCUGGUGACUGUCUUGGUGCAGAGUUCCAGUACCUCCACGUCCGUCGUCGUCAGCAUGGUGUCUUCUUCCCUGUUGACCGUGCGGGCUGCCAUUCCCAUCAUCAUGGGGGCCAACAUCGGGACCUCCAUCACCAACACCAUUGUGGCACUCAUGCAGGCGGGAGACAGGACCGAGUUCAGAAGGGCUUUUGCUGGGGCCACCGUCCAUGACUUCUUCAACUGGCUCUCAGUGGUUGUUCUGCUGCCGCUGGAAGUCAUCAGCCAUUACCUCGAGAAUCUGACCAACGUUGUGGUGGAGAGCUUCCACUUCCAGAAUGGAGAAGAUGCCCCAGAACUUCUGAAAGUUAUCACGGAUCCCUUCACGAAACUCAUUAUCCAGUUGGACAAAAAAAUUAUCAGUCAAAUUGCGAUGAAUGACGAAUCAGCUCUAAACAAGAGUAUGAUCAAGAUUUGGUGCCAAACUUUAACCAGUGUGGCUGAGAUGAACAUCACCGUGCCCUCACCUGUCAACUGCACUUCCCCUUCCCUCUGCUGGACUGAUGGAGUUGAUACCUGGACCUUGAAGAACGUCACCCACAAGGAAAACAUUGCCAAGUGCCAGCACAUCUUUGUGAAUUUUGGCCUCCCGGAUUCGGCUGUGGGCUCCAUUCUGCUGAUCAUCUCUCUGAUGGUUCUCUGCGGCUGCCUGAUCAUGAUCGUCAAGCUCCUGGGCUCUGUGCUGAAGGGACAGGUGGCUGUUGUCAUCAAGAAGACCAUCAACACUGAUUUCCCUUUCCCCUUUUCCUGGCUGACUGGCUACCUGGCCAUCCUCGUCGGGGCAGGCAUGACCUUCAUCGUGCAGAGCAGCUCCGUGUUCACGUCUGCCAUGACCCCGCUGAUCGGUAUCGGAGUCAUAAGCAUUGAUAGGGCCUACCCACUCACGCUAGGUGCCAACAUCGGCACCACCACCACCGCCAUCCUGGCUGCCUUGGCCAGCCCGGGCAAUACGUUGAAGAGCUCGCUCCAGAUCGCCCUGUGCCACUUCUUCUUCAACGUCUCUGGCAUCCUGUUGUGGUACCCAAUCCCGUUCACCCGCCUGCCCAUCCGCCUGGCCAAGUGGCUAGGCAACACCUCAGCCAAGUAUCGCUGGUUCGCCAUCGUGUACAUCGUCUUCUUUUUCUUCCUGAUCCCAUUGAUAGUAUUCGGCCUCUCGCUGGCCGGCUGGCCAGUGCUGGUGGGGGUGGGGGUGCCCGUCAUCCUGGUGCUGCUCCUGGUCUUGUGCCUCCGGCUCCUGCAGUUCCGCUGUCCACACGUCCUGCCCAAGAAGCUCCAGAACUGGAGCUUCCUGCCCCUGUGGAUGCGCUCGCUGAAGCCUUGGGACCACCUCGUCACGCUGCUCACCGGCUGCUGCCAGAAGCGCUGCUGCUGCUGCUGUCGCGUGUGCUGCCGCCUGUGCUGCCUGCUGUGUGGCUGUAAGUGCUGCCGCUGCAGCAAGUGCUGUGAGGACUUGGAGGAGGGCCACGAGAGCCAGGACAUCCCCAUCAAGGCCUCCCAGGACACGGUCACGAGCAAGGAGGCCCAGGGCGAGACCAAGCUCCCCAUCGAUACCCUGGUCACAAAGAGCACGGCUUUCUAA